This is a messenger RNA of Anopheles arabiensis, 1104 nucleotides long. RefSeq names its product 40-kDa huntingtin-associated protein (gene Hap40). Gene Ontology annotation, biological process: vesicle cytoskeletal trafficking. The record is from RefSeq and is a predicted model, not a curated record. The coding region runs from base 119 to 1021 and encodes 300 amino acids. The transcript has 2 exons. Lineage: Eukaryota; Metazoa; Arthropoda; Insecta; Diptera; Culicidae. Gene Ontology annotation, cellular component: early endosome.
CGCUGUGAAGAGGGACGAAAAAAAACACAAGAAAAAGCAAUUGAAGCAAUCAGAAUUGCACCGAGCGAGUGAAUAGAUUCGGUCGAAUCGAGCCAUCUCGGAGCCGCUGCUAAAUAAAAUGGCCAGCUCUGAUUUGAUUUAUCAGUACAAAACGACAUGCAACAAGCUGAAGAAGAUACAGCGAGUAUUGAUCAAACGCUUCGGACCAAGUGUAUCGGAAGUUUCGGACGAGUUCGGUGCGCUAGCGAACAGCUUCAACGAAGCAUUCCAGCCAGAAUAUGCAGCGAAAUGUUACAUCGGUCAAAGCAAAUGCGAAAAGCUUAUCGGCAACGAUACGGGCGAGGUCGAGGCACUGCUCCGUGCGGCACGAUCCUUCCGCACCGCGCACGCUAAGCAGGAGCGGCUGCGGGUGAGCAACAUUGCCCACGCCUACCACGAGGGUGCGUUCCGCUGCUACACGCAAGCCCUUUCCCGCCUGCCCGACAAAUCCGUCAUCGGAGCGGCCAUCAUACGGGAACUGAAGGAAAUCAGCCCGAGCGUGGAGCUGACGAGCGAUUUCAGCUCACCCUGCCAUCGAAUCGCCGAUCUGGAACGGUCGGCGGAGGAAAGUCUGGCCGGGCGCGAUUACGUCGGUGCGUUUGAGAAGCUGUCCGAGAUUUACGACGACGUUACCGAGCGAAAGUGUGAAGCACUGUAUCAGGACGUGAUGCGAAAGAUCGAGGUGUCCCGGCUGCUGUUGCUGUGUUUGCUGCAGCUGCCCCCGUCCGUGCGGUACGAUCAUAAGUUUAUCGAGCGGUACUCCACCGUCGGUGAUGCCGGGCGGGAGUUGAGACCGGACGGAGGUCAGCCGGUCCCACUGCCGGAGGAGCUCGUCUUUCUGCUACAGUCGCUCGUCGUAUCGUGUCAAGCGAAGGAUGUGGAGUCGUUGACGGCGGUGCGGGAUGAGAUGUGUGAGCGGCAAGAUUUAACCAGCUCACAGCAAGCGCUGCUUAAGGAGGUCGUUGCUAAGUACAGCAAAUGAUAUUAGAUGAACCAGUUGGAGAGUGGCUUCUUAGUUUAAAAAUGUUCCAACAAGCGGAACACAAUGCAAGUUAGAAAAAAAAA